Molecule: messenger RNA, 702 nt
Organism: Prorocentrum cordatum
Lineage: Eukaryota; Dinophyceae; Prorocentrales; Prorocentraceae
Source: the annotation of a GenBank genome assembly
CAGGAACCAACGCUGGCGUCGUCACGACGGCCACCUGCCGCACGUGCAAGCGCUUCGCGCAGCCCGCUGGCCCAGGCUGCUUCCUCGCUGCCCGCUGCCCGGGCGCUCCGCAGCAUUUUUUGCUGGCUCGAGGCGCCCCCCCCCCGGGCGGGCAGAGCCCGGCGCACUGUGCCGCAGUGCGGCGAUUCGGGUGCUCCAUGCUCGCCGUCUGCUGCCCCCCCCCCGUCGAGGGCCGCGAGAAGCAGCACGAGAUCGCCCGCUCCCCGUCCCUGUGGCAGAUGGGGGACGACGAGCCCGCUGACCCCCGGCGGCCCCACGCUGCUGGCGCACGGGCCGCGCGUCGGCAAGGCGGACCGCGACAACAACGUGGACCGCACCCCGACCUGGGCGAGGGACCAGGUCGGCUUCGGGAGCCUGUCGCUCCCCAUGGUGACGAAGAGGACCGGAUAUAAGAGGGGGCGCCCCCCCCGCCCCUCAAGCGAGGAGGGGAUGGCCGAGGAGGGGGAGGAGGAAGGAGGACGACGGCGUGGUCGGCAUUAGUCAUUUUGAAGGUUUUCGGGGUGUCUGCGGGCUCUCUUUGCCAUGGCUGGGCGCAGCUCGAACAGCAGGGCAGCCUGGACUCCGGGAAGGGUGCGGGAACCCGUCCUGAAAGGUGUUUGGGCGGACGCCGCGGAUCCACAGGAUGCGAAGAUCCGUGCUUAU